UCAACGUAGCCAUUUGAAUUGCUGAAAGUUCAGAGCCUUUUUGCUGUUUCUCUGUUACCUUGGCUCUGUUUGGGCGAACGAAAAUAACAACCAAGAAUGCCUGCAAGGAAACGCCAGAUAAGCAAAAGAAAGGCAGAGGAGCCGGCGAAAGAAGCAGUCAACAAGAAGAAAGAGAAGCGAGAAGCUGCAAGUGUUGACCUUAGAGAAACUGGGCAUGUCUUGACACUUGGGCAGGGUGAUGUGGGGCAGUUGGGUUUGGGUGAAGAAAUCUUGGAAAGAAAGAAACCAGCCAUUGUGAAAGGACUUGAUAAUCUGGAAAUUGUGCAAGUGGAAUGUGGAGGAAUGCAUACUGUAGCUCUCACAAGCUGUGGAAAGGUUUAUACAUGGGGUUGUAAUGAUGAGGGCGCAUUAGGCCGUGUUACUUCAAGUGAGAAUGGUGAAGAGUUUACUGCUGGUCUAGUGAAAGAUAUAGAAAGUGUAAAUGUUGUCAUGGUGUCAGCAGGUGACAGUCAUACAAUGGCAUUGUCCGACCAAGGAAUAGUAUAUGGUUGGGGGACAUACAGGGAUGCAAGUGGACAAGUUGGUCUGCAGGCAGAUGGUAUCAAACACAAGCCUACAGUUAUCCUAUCUCUUAAGAGCAACCCCAUUAUCAAAGUAGCAUCUGGGAAUGACCAUACAGUUGCAUUGACAAAGGAAGGAAAUAUUUUCACUUGGGGCUGUGCAGAACAAGGCCAAUUGGGAAGAAUAAUGGGAUGCUUUACUAGCCGUGGGGGGCGUAGGGGUUUGCAGUACAUCUUAAACCCAAAACAAGUUCGCAACAAGAAAAAACUGAAAUUUAAAGACAUUUUCUGUGGUAGCUACUCUACAUUUGCUGUUUCUCAAGAUGGUGGGGUAUAUGCAUGGGGACUAAACAACUAUGGGCAGCUAGGAACUGGAGAUCUUGAAACUCUUUAUGCUCCAACAAAGGUGGAAGCACUUACAUCCUUAAACUCAGACAAUGACAAGUGUGUCAGUAUAGCCAGCGGUCAGCACCACACAAUUGUUCUGGACUCAAGUGGCAAAGUGUAUGCAAUGGGAAGAGCAGAAUAUGGAAGACUUGGUUUGGGUGGAGAUGCUAAGGAAACCACCUCCCCAGUUUUAGUUGCUGCAUUAGAAUGGAACCCUAUUUGCAAGAUUGCUUGUGGCGAAGCUGUCAGCUUGGCUGUCUCAAGCAAGGGAGAUUUAUAUUCAUGGGGUUUUGGAAGUUGCCUUCAGCUGGGUACAGGAGAAGACGAGGAUGAAUAUUCGCCAGUGAAAGUGGAAGGGAAGAACUUGCAGUCUGAACAUCAUGAGGUGUUGGGGGUUUCUGCUGGAGGACAGCAUACAGCUUUACUGGUUAAAGACAGGAAACAAUGAAAUGACUCUAAUACUCUGUAAAAAACACGAAUCUGUGUGGCA
Molecule: messenger RNA, 1437 nt
Organism: Pocillopora damicornis (cauliflower coral)
Lineage: Eukaryota; Metazoa; Cnidaria; Anthozoa; Scleractinia; Pocilloporidae
Product: regulator of chromosome condensation
Cellular component (GO): cytoplasm
Molecular function (GO): guanyl-nucleotide exchange factor activity
Source: RefSeq, a predicted model, not a curated record